Ctenopharyngodon idella (grass carp) is the source of this 5397-nucleotide messenger RNA. It is a transcript of the gene gpr176, whose product is annotated as G protein-coupled receptor 176. Gene Ontology annotation, biological process: G protein-coupled receptor signaling pathway. The transcript is spliced from 3 exons. Gene Ontology annotation, molecular function: G protein-coupled receptor activity. NCBI's taxonomy places the organism in Eukaryota, Metazoa, Chordata, Actinopteri, Cypriniformes, Xenocyprididae. Gene Ontology annotation, cellular component: plasma membrane. The record is from RefSeq and is a predicted model, not a curated record. The coding region runs from base 1665 to 3305 and encodes 546 amino acids.
ACUGACAGACUGCAACGGUUGGAGUUAAAAAUCAUCAUUUGUGUUCUACUGAAGAAACAAAGUCACCUACAUCUUGGAUGCCCUGGGGGUAAGCAGAUAACCAUCAAAUUUUCAUUUUUGAGUGAACAAUCCCUUUAAGGGAAAUAAAUUACAAAUGACAAUUCAAAUUGACAAUUGAGGGUAGCAUCACAGAUGAUAUCCUAUAUAUAGUAUAAAGAAAACUUUGAUUUUGAAUGAUUUUAAAUAGCUUAUAGCCUUUUGCUGCUAAAUCACAAUGCUGGAGCUGCAUGUUUAUCACUGUUGUAUUAGAUGUAGAAUUCACAAAUAUUUAAGAGGUGUUUGAAAUAUUUAAAACCAUUGCUAGAGAAAAAGACAUGCCUGGAAUUUUUACUCAAAACCUUAUAGUUACUGAGAUAGGCUAUAACCCUUGUGACAACAUCCUUCUGUGACAGCUAAUGUCUCAUUUCAUGCAGGCUUUAGAGAUUCCUCAUGGGCUGUCUAAAAUUUCCCCUGACCACAAGGAACACUGACCUUCCUAUUAUAGAAACAAACAAACUAAAGCAACACGUAGACAAAUUCAAUGCAGUGUGAGUAUAGGAUACCUCAUCUGUUUUCGAGGUUUGCAAACUCAGUAGACACUGCAAAGAAUAGGCUAAUUUGUGGAUUUAGUAGGCUAUGCUUGGUGUUUUGCUCACUGGAUAAAUUAUUUACUAUUAUUCACAAUAAGGAAAACUCUUAAAAUACCGUAUCUGUUCUGAGGAUUCUGUUAAUACCUUUGUUCGCGUGCAGUCAGUGCGUGUCUGCAGCAAUCUCGCCAAAUACAGGCUCAAUACCUCUCUUUCAAAUUCUCACGCGCCUCUAGAAGACGCCGACGGAUGCGGUGACGUUUUAUUGUAAGCGCCCACCUUUCAUUUUAAGAAAUAAAGCGCUAUUGUCACUCUCAGUGAAGCAUGUUCGCUAAAAACCGAGUAGUCACACUGACACGUUAUUUAGCGUGAUAUGCGUUUACUCGUUUUUUUUUUUUUUUUUUGACACUUGGAUUUGGCUAUGAUCAUUCAUAACGAUCUCAUACGGGUAUGUUGGUAAUUUCUCUAUCGUAUUGUCUAUGGCUCAUCAUAUACACUGUUUAGACAUCAUUAUUUGCAUACAGUUACAUAUUUUAGUAACCCAAUGCUCUCGAAAUAUUGUAGCCUAUAUGACCCGUAUUAUUGUAUACCAUGUUCGUAUAUUUACACAGCUAGUGAAAUGAAGUUGAGUGAUGUGGCAUGAGACAAGCGCGUAAAUGACGCCGUCACUACCGUAUCGCUCCAUCUAUGACAUUCAUUGUGAUCUGUGCUGUGAAAACAAAAUCAUGCCUUUUUAUAUCUGAAAUAUGCCUUUCAAUAUCGUGAUUUUGAAAAGGCAGCUGUUUAGCGAUAAUAUCACUACGUAAUGCAAAUUUAACCAAUUCUGCAAUAUGCAGUCCUGUCUGGGACAUAUUAUGCUCGGGAAACGUAUUUCCAAAAUGUUUCACGUUUUCGAUAAUUUUGAGAAACUGGAGAAAACGCGCGUGUUAAUCAUGAUGGACAAGACAUCAUAACGCUCCAGCUCUAGUCACCAUAACGUGCGCGCGGCGAGAGUCGCGAGACCCUAGCCGAAGAAUUAUAGUGGCGCCUCAGAUAUGAAUGAUGAUGGAGGCGGAAAACGCGGAGAGCUGGUUUCCUCUGACAGAAAACGGAACCACAAGUUUAAACGCCUCGAACCUGGGUUUCCUAAACGCGUCGUCUCCGGUGGGUCUGUGGGGUGAUGCACAGAAUACAGAGGUGACACGGCUGGAGGAGAUCCUGCACGCGCAGGAAAGAGCCUACAAAGAUUUCACCACCACCAUUCAAGUUUUCAUCCUCAUCGGCUCUCUUUUGGGCAAUAUUGCAGUGCUAUGGUGCACUUGUUACACCAAUGUCUUCAAGUCUGUCACAAAUCUCUUCAUCAAGAACCUGGCGUGUUCUGGCAUUUGUGCUGGCUUGGUGUGUGUGCCCUUUGACAUAGCCCUGAAUGCCAGUCCCCUAUGCUGCCUAUGGGUUCAUACACUCCUGUUGUGCAAAACUAUCAAGUUCCUACACAGGCUUUUCUGCUCCGCCACUGUGCUAAACUUCGCUGUCAUCGCCAUGGACAGGUACUACUCAGUGUUGUAUCCACUGGAGAGAAAGAUAUCAGAUGCCAAAUCCAGAGACCUGGUCAUCUACAUCUGGGUGCAUGCCGUGGUGGCCAGUGUCCCGGUUUUCGCCAUAAGCAAUGUGACGGAUGUCUACGCCACCUCGUCUUGUUCUGAUGGCCAAUCGCUUGGACAUCUGGUUUACAUGGUCACAUACAGCAUCACCACACUUAUUUUACCACUAGCAGUGGUGUUUCUAGCGAUGGCACUAAUCCGCCGUGCAUUAAGCAGCAGCCAGAAGAAGAAAGUGAUCAUCGCAGCGCUGCGCACCCCUCAGAACAGCAUUUCUAUCCCAUAUGUGUCUCAGCGUGAGUCUGAACUUCAUGCCACUCUGUUGUCUAUCGUCCUAGUCUUUGCACUCUGCAGCACUCCCUACGCCGCUCUGGUGAUAUACCGUGCAGUGCUAGGGGCUGCAAAAGCCUCGUCUUGGUUACAACUUACUGCUAUGUGGCUGCCAAAGGUCUCUCUCCUCACCAACCCAUUGUUCCUCCUCACAGUAAACCGCUCUGUGCGACGUUGCCUUCUUGAUAUGCUAGCACGGCUGCAUCGACGCUAUAGCCGAAGGAACAUGGUCAACGUUGGAGGUCUGGCUGAGGUAGGGCCACUAGGGGGCGAGACUGUGGUUCGCUCUGGUAGUCAACUCCUGGAGAUGUUCAAUAUCGGCCAACAGCAGAUCUUCAGGCCAAAUGAGGAUGAAGAAGAUGAGAAUGAAAUUUCAUCUGUGGCUUCUGCCAACUUCCAAAACAAAGAUGAGGGAGAGGGUGGAAAUGGAAUGGCGGCAGGAGAUGUGCGUCAGCCACAGUCAGGGGACGGGGUUAAAGAAGAGGGCUUAGUCUUACCAAAACAUUCCCCUAUUCAGUCGUGUGCCUACUCCUCUUCGCAGGUCGCCCCCGCGACUCCCACGGACCCCGAGGAUGCAACUCAGUUUGGUUUUGGGCCGUUUGAGCUGCCUCCUCAAUGGCUGCCUGAAACCAGGAACAGUAAGAAAAGACUCCUGCCUCCGUUGGGUAACACACCAGAAGAGCUGAUCCAGACCAAGCAGCCUAGAGUUCGGUCCGAGAGACGCAUCAGUAGAAACAAUAAAGUUAGUACCUUCCCUAAUGUGGACCCCUAAAACACAGAGUGCCAUGGACCAAAUCAUAAGAAGCCAAGAAGAAGGACUGUCUGUUUUAUAUCUGAAGUUAUUUUGGGAUCGUUUUCUAUGUGAGUGCAAAACAAUGAAGGAGAGAACUCAUGAAGAGUUUACGUUUACAAUAGGAAGUAGGCAGAGUUUACAUGCUUUCUUGCUGUCUUUUUGGGCAAUUUAAUACAAUCGUUCAUCUCCGUGUACUGACAGAACAGGAAAUUGAUCUUUCACAAGAAAAUGCAAGAAACACCAUAUGGUAGGCAUGGAUUGUUUGACAUUUGUUUUGUUGGAAUGGUGAAUAAAAUUAAUCACAAUCGUUAUUAUGUAGAUAUGUCCAUGCUGUGUUGAAUGUUACUAAUGUGUCCGGCUCAACUUGUUGAAACGUCACCCCACUGCCGACAUUUUAUUUAAAAACAUAAUCUAUUUCAAAUAUCUUGAACAGCUAGCUAGCUAGAAACGAAUUUACUCCCAAUUCAAAUAUAUAAAUGUAUUUUUAUGUACACUACCAUCACAAUGCUAUUAAAAUGCUGCUCUGGAAUAUGCUGGUAAUGGAAAACCAAUGUGGGUUUAUAUGCACAAAUACUCAAUAAUGCUGUUGGCAAAGAUGAUUUAUUAUUGACAAAAAAUGGGUAAGGAAUGUUUUAAUCCCAUGCACUGAAGUUUUCAUAUUCUACAUCUUUGCAGCUAUAAAUUAUUAUUUCAGUUUGUUUGUGGAGGGAUAUGGCUUUCCUGUUAGAAAACCAAGACCUCAGAUUUACUGUUUCUAUGGGGUGAAACAAAAUGAGAAUUCUUGACAAGUGUUGUUUGGAACAAAACAGUUUAAUCAUACUACGUAAGCAUUGUGACUCACAGGCUUUUGUUUGGCUUUUGUUGUUAUAAUUCUUCAACGCUUUCAUUUAAUUAUACCUUUUCUUCAAAAGCCAGGCCAUUCUCAGGCUAAUUAUACUUGUAUUUGUAUUUCUUACAAAUCAGUUAUUUUGAAGAAAUCCUUUCUAUUCCAAAAGUAUAUGUCCAGCUGUACUUAAAAUCAACAUUGGGUUGUUAAAAAGCUAUAACUGAAAUACUUGAAUUCUAGCAAAACAAUGCAAAAAGGAACAUUGUUUUAAAACCUAAAUGUUCAGAAAAUCUCUAAAGCCUAUUUCUUGGUAGUGGUAAUUAAAUCUGUUCUACUGAGUGACCAGUUCCUCAAUAAUUGACCCGUAUUUAUUAUAAAGUAUGUCUCAUUAUACGCAAUUCAUAAAAAGGAAACAUUGUUUCUUUGAGUUAAUCUUCUUUUAUGGCAAACGCAAAGCUAAAGAUUAGGCUCUUGCAUGUGACUGAGAAGAAAAAACGUAUUAAAAAGGGCAGCGUAUUUCCCCCAUAUGCCAGUUUUGGUGUCAUUAAUUAAAAUGUCUUGAUGUAUUUUGAAGAUUUAUUGUGUUUUAUAAAUCCAGAAACCGCUAGCUUGGAUUUCUAUAACUACAACACAACGGGUAUGUGGAAUUAACAUAAUACUUUCUGCUUUUUUCCCCCCACAAUGCUUGAAUGUAUAAAAGGUCAAGUGAAAGUUUUGUUUGGAAAUACAGUGAUUGUCAUCCAUUUACUUGGCACUUUUAAAACAUUUUUUUAAAUGCCUUUUUCAUGAUUUACAAAACAUUAGUUAAAUUGAUGGAAGCAGGACAUUUCUAUCAAAUUUAGCUAAACUAAAUACCUCAAAAUUGGAGGCAAGGGUUUAUUUAAUUAGAGUUGCUUAGCAACUGAUAACCCAGCUUGUGCCAUGCAAUGGUUGACUUAAUUGGAUGAGAGUUUCCUGGCUUUUUGUUGCGUUCUUCCAAUGGCUUUCAUUAAAUAGCUCAAAUAAUAAUGUCUCUGAUGUCAGCUUUGAUAUUAAAUCUGUAUAGGUCCUCAGAGGCUGGUCAUAUUAUUUUUUUGCUUGCACUUGAGUAAGCAUACAGCAAUUUCAAACUUUAGAAACUCUAUUAUUGUUAAUAUGUUGGUAUGUUUCCAUUAUUACUUAGACUUAAUUUCAAAAUGACUAAUAUAAUAACAUUAAUAACACUACUUAUACUACUAAUAAUAAAUUAAACUUAUUUGAAUUUAA